Molecule: messenger RNA, 1335 nt
Organism: Thermothelomyces thermophilus ATCC 42464
Lineage: Eukaryota; Fungi; Ascomycota; Sordariomycetes; Sordariales; Chaetomiaceae
Exons: 3
Coding region: 1-1335 (444 amino acids)
Biological process (GO): transmembrane transport; metal ion transport
Cellular component (GO): membrane
Molecular function (GO): cobalt ion transmembrane transporter activity; cobalt ion binding; magnesium ion binding
Source: RefSeq, a predicted model, not a curated record
AUGCCGACGCUGAGCGCGCCCUGCGCAAUCACUGUCGUCGACUUCUCCCAGGAGAGUCUAUCCCUUCAAAGGCUCGACAACGAGACACUGCCGACGUUUCUGAGCAGGCCGCAUCCUGACUGGGCCAAAUGCCGUUGGAUCAACGUAAAUGGCCUGAGCUGGGACGUCAUUAAGGCUCUGGGCCGGCAUAAAAACCUACACCGGCUGGCAAUCGAGGACAUUAUGAACACUAGGAACAGGACAAAGGCAGAAUGGUUUCCCACACACGCCUUUAUCGUCCUGACACUUCAAAAACUCGUCCAUCUCUACGAACCAGAGAGCGACGACAGCGACCCCGAAUCGGAAGAGGAGUCCAGAAGCCAGAAAAGCGUGUCGAGCAAGCGCGGCACUAAAUCACCUCGCCGGCUGUUCAGACGCUUGAGGAGGGCGCUGCGAGGACGGCCUGCCGAUGAGGCAGAGAGACGCCCACGUAAAGAAAAGAUGCCAAGUCUCCGGGACGCGGGGGGCUAUCCUUGGUCGCCACCCACCGGCUUCUCCGACUUGCCGGACAUCAGCCAGCUGCGCACCCUGCAGCGCUACCAUACCUCGCCAAACGACCCAAGAACGCAGUACAUGGAGAAACACUCCGCCUUGUCCACCAGAAACUUGGCAGUAGCCUGCGAACAAGUAUCCAUAUUUCUCACCAACGACAAUUGUAUCAUCAGUUUUUUCGAGCAAUCAGCGCAGGAUAUCGAGGGGCCCAUAAUUCGGCGCCUACAAACCAACGACACCAUCAUCAGGCAAUCAUGCGACGCCUCCAUGGUCGGACAGGCCAUCAUGGACGGGAUUAUUGACUUGGCGAUUCCGGUCGCUGCCUGCUACGGUGAUGUGAUCAGCGACCUCGAACUCGAUGUCCUGACUCGACCCAACAUCGGGCAUACCAAGAGUCUCUACAUUCUCAUAUCCGAGAUCAACAAGAUCCUGUCCUUCAUCAAUCCAAUCACGACGCUGAUCAAUGCGCUGCGUGACCACGAAGCCAAGUUGGCGCCAGACGUAGUCAUGUCACACCUGUUGGACCCAAGCCACGGUGUCAUCAUCACGCCUAUGACCAACACCUACCUGGGGGAUGUGCUUGAUCAUUGUCUCCUGAUUACCGAGACACUUAACCAGCUAAAGGGCUCGGCCGACGGCAUGAUCGGGCUCAUUUUCAACACGAUAUCCGCCAAUCAGAACGAGUCGAUGAAGCAGCUCACCAUAGCGACCAUCAUCUUCCUCCCUCUGACCUUCUUGACUGGCUAUUUCGGACAGAACUUCGAGCCUUUCAAUGUCCUGAAAGAGGAUAUUGGCUACUUGUAA